CUGGACAAGGAUAUUGUUUUGUUAAUCUGAUUAUUAUUAGCCUUUUGCAAAUCAGAUAUGUGUGCAAAUUUUGUUUGUGCUGGUUGACUUGGGUUGAAUGACGUUGACUUUAAAUAUUUGCCCUUUUUUUAUUAAUUUGUUUAUUUCAAAUUUUGUACUUUAUUUAUUCAUUUUUCCGUUGCUGUUUAGUUUCUAUCGUGUUUGGGUAAUUUUGUUAGGCAACGAUGGUGAUCUUCAUUUCAGAUGUUUUUGUAUACAUUGUGGGAUUUGAAACAUCUUAGUAGUAUCGUAAAAAAUUAAGUCGAUCAGAUUGGUUAUGGAGGAGUUUUUUAUGUUAGCGUAAGUUUCGAAGAACGGGAAGUAUGUGAUGACUAUUGAAAAAUCACAUUUUUUUUUUUUUUAAUUUGCACAUAUUGUGGAGUUAUGGUAAAAUUAAGUUGAUUGAGAGACAAUUCUUUUUGUUAGCAUAAUUUUUUGAGAAUGGGAAUUGUGUUAUGAUUUUUGAAAAAUGUAUUUAGUUUGAACAAUAAACUAAGUUUAUGACAAUUUCAUGGCUUUUAUUAUUGUAACAUACAUUUUUAGAGUCACAGAAAUAGCGGAUUUUUGUUUUUUGGUUAAUGCAAAUAGUGGAUAGUGUUAGCAGAUCAUUUUUAUUCAUCGAGCCCAAGAUAUGCAGUAGGGUUGUCACUCAGCACAUCAGGACCUAAUGUUGCAUGCCUGAAAUCCUCAUCAAUAAGCUUAAUAAUGACUGUGAAAUAAAGUCUGUGACCAGGCGCUGUUGGUUGCUUAUGUUAAUUGUUUAUAUGAAUGUAUGUAAUAUUCUACUAUAGCAUGUCACUCAGCACAACAGGACCUAAAGUUGCAUGCUUGAAAUCCUCGUCAAUAAGCUUAAAGUGUGAAAUGAAGUUUGUGAUCAGAUACUGUUGAUUGCUUAUAUUAAUUAUUUAUAUGGUAUAUGUAAUAUUCUAUUAUAGCUUGUCACUCAGCACGUCAGGACCUAAUGUUGCAAGUGUGAAAUAAGGUUUGUGAUCAGGCAUAGUCGAUUGCUUAUAUUAAUUGUUGUAUAUAUGUAAUAUUCUACUCUGCAAGCUGGUAUUCGAUGAAUCAUUUUGGUGGUAUUUCAAGUGUAAUCGUUUAACUGUGCAAUUUUUAUGGUUGGAGAUAUCUGGUCGUGUUUUUGUAGCUUAAAUUAGAGUCAAGUUCCUUAAUAGAUCUUGGGAACAUCAAGCACAGUUGGAGCUUCAUGGACCAACUGUAAUUUGUUUGUUCAGAGUGCACCAUGUGUGUCAUACAUGCUUCGCAAACGAGCUCUUUACAAUGACAUGUCUAGAUACGUAUGCUGUGCUGGUUAUAUGCCCUGUAGCGGCAGGUGUGGAGAAAGUCGAUGCCCUGAAUUUUGCCUGGCCACUGAGGUUGUCCUCUGCUUUGGCAAUUCAGUGGCCUCAACCCGCUUUUUGUUACAAGAUGAAUUUAACAUACAAACUACGCAAUGUGACAACUGCAUUAUUGGUUUCAUGUUCUGCCUACAACAGAUUGCUUGCAUUUUUUCCAUAGUUGCUAUGAUUGUUGGAAGUGAAGAAAUUCAAGAGGCUUCUCAACUAUUGUCUUGUUUGGCCGACAUGGUGUAUUGCACGGUUUGCGCUUGUAUGCAGACGCAGCACAAGAUUGAAAUGGACAAAAGGGACGGAAAGUUCGGGCCUCAGCCAGUGAUGGCAGUGCCCCCCAUGCAGCAAAUGUCUCGCAUAGAUCAAGCAAUUCCUCCAACUGUUGGAUAUCCACCUCAACCAGCAUAUGGACAACCCUACAGUUAUCCACCUGCUCCGCAGGCUCAAGGUUAUCCAGCUGCUGGUUAUCCUCCAGCUCAGUACCCUCCCCCUGGUUAUCCACCUUCUGGCUAUUCUAGGUGAUUCUUUAACGUGUCUUGGCGGUUGGCCACAUUCAGUAUCUUUAUUACACUGCCUUAUAUAUUGUGUUUGCAAGUAAUUUGCUGGGAAGUUCCAAUUUGUGUUUCAAACCUGUCAAUGUAUGGCUGGCAUUUCUUGGAUUUACUUGCUGGAGGGGUUUAUGAGUAUUGUGAGUGAUAUUGUUUAAAUAUUGUUAUUACUCGUUAAUUUGGUAAAAAAUAUAUAUAUAUCAAUAAUAUACAUUUUGGUAGGAA
This is a messenger RNA of Ziziphus jujuba (common jujube), 2158 nucleotides long. RefSeq lists its product as uncharacterized. NCBI's taxonomy places the organism in Eukaryota, Viridiplantae, Streptophyta, Magnoliopsida, Rosales, Rhamnaceae. The coding region runs from base 1293 to 1907 and encodes 204 amino acids. The record is from RefSeq and is a predicted model, not a curated record. The transcript is spliced from 7 exons.